Molecule: messenger RNA, 1528 nt
Organism: Malus domestica (apple)
Lineage: Eukaryota; Viridiplantae; Streptophyta; Magnoliopsida; Rosales; Rosaceae
Source: RefSeq, a predicted model, not a curated record
UAUGGAGAAGGAUGGUGGUGAUCGUGAUAAUGCUGCACUAGUGACGCUGAUUGUGAUGUUGUUGAUAAUGGCAAUGGGUGUGUCCUCUGCUUCUUCAGCUUCAGCUGCAGCAGCUUCUUCGCAACUCAGACGAAAUCUGCUUGCCAACGGACUUGGACUCACUCCUCCCAUGGGGUGGAACAGUUGGAAUCACUUCCACUGCAAAAUCGAUGAGAAAGUCAUCAAGGCAACCGGUAACUCGAGCAACUUAACUUAUCCCUAAUCAUCGAAGCCAUGUUUUGUUUCCAAAGCUUGCUUAAUUUCUCUGGUUGGUUUGACAGCCGAUGCACUGGUUUCCACCGGUCUCUCUAAACUUGGAUAUACCUAUGUUAACAUAGGGCAAUCUAGCGCCAAAUAAAUCAACAUUUCCAUCAGGCAUUAAAGCUCUUGCGGAUUAUGUUCACAGCAAGGGUCUUAAGCUAGGAAUUUACGCAGAUGCAGGAUAACACGACUAACUCUCGUACUUCACUUGCAGCAAAACCAUGCCUGGUUCACUUGGCCACGAAGAACAAGAUGCCAAAACAUUGCAGGAUAACACGACUAACUCUCGUACUUCACUUGCAGCAAAACCAUGCCUGGUUCACUUGGCCACGAAGAACAAGAUGCCAAAACAUUUGCUGCUUGGGUUCGAUAUAUAUGGAAUUGAUUACUUGAAGUAUGAUAACUGUUAUAACGAUGAAUCCAAGCCAACUGUUAGGUUCCCUGUAAUGACCCGAGCUCUGAUGAAAGCAGGUCGUCCCAUAUUCUAUUCGCUUUGUGAAUGGGGAGAUAUGCACCCUGCUACAUGGGGUGCUAAUGUAGGAAAUAGCUGGAGAACUACUAGUGACAUUUCUGAUACAUGGGAAAGUAUGGUCUCUAGAGCAGACAUGAAUGAAGUUUAUGCUGAAUUUGCCAGACCUGGUGGCUGGAAUGAUCCCGACAUGUUAGAAGUGGGGAAUGGAGGAAUGAGAAAAGAUGAAUAUAUAGUCCAUUUUAGCAUAUGGGCCAUUUCUAAGGCUCCCCUUCUUCUCGGUUGCAACGUGGGGAAUAUCACGAAAGAGACCAUGGAUAUCAUUGCAAAUAAAGAGGUUAUCUCCGUAAACCAAGCAGAUCCACUCGGUGUUCAAGCUAAAAAGGUCAGAUUACAAGGGAAUCGUGAGGUUUGGGCAGGGCCCCUCUCAGGAUACAGAGUAGCUUUACUCCUUGUCAACCGAAGCCGUAAGCGAGAUUCGUUCACAGCUCACUGGGACGACAUUGGGAUCCCCACAAACAGUGUUGUUGAAGCAAGAAACCUCUGGGAGCACAAGACAUUGAAGGCACGAUUUGUUGGAAACUUGACAACCACGCUGGACUCUCAUGCAUGUAAAAUGUAUGUUCUGAAGCCGGUGGGCUAGUUGGCCUAGUUUGGUAUUGUUAUGUUUUGAAAAAAAAAAUGUUUAUGUUAUGCUCUGUAAAAUAAAUAAGUAAUGUGUUUGAUAAACUAUAAUUGUAAAAGUGCUUCUAGCAAAAA